Molecule: messenger RNA, 819 nt
Organism: Caenorhabditis briggsae
Lineage: Eukaryota; Metazoa; Nematoda; Chromadorea; Rhabditida; Rhabditidae
Exons: 6
Coding region: 1-819 (272 amino acids)
Molecular function (GO): metal ion binding
Source: RefSeq, a predicted model, not a curated record
AUGUUCAACAACGUAGAUUCUGGAAUUCUAAUUCCACCAACCACGCCAAUGCCAGUGAACAGCAACAGUAAGCUCGUUAGCAAGGAUAAGAGGUGGUUAGAGAUCGAAGUGUGUCGGGAACAGUUGCGUGGAACAUGCGAACGCGGCGAUAACUGCAAAUUUGCUCAUCCACCAAAACAUAUGGACCUGAUUCCCGGCCAAAAAGUCACAGUGUGCUAUGAUAGUAUGCGGGAUAGAUGCACACGUGUCAAGUGUAAUUAUCUGCAUCCACCACGACAGCUAAAAGAGCAAAUCAUGAUGGCCGGAAAAGUGAACAUGCAGAUGAGAAAUGCAGUCAUGUUGGGAUUGAUUCCGUCGCCCCUCGCAAUGACCCAAAUGCAAUGCAUCAACACCUCUCAAUACCCCAACGGAGUACUGUUUCCCCAAUUCAACAACAACUUACUCUACCCCUACACCGGGACACCACUUGUUGCUCAGCCGCUUCCUCCCACUACUCUGUUUAACUCGGGAUUGCUUUCACCAUUGGGUUUGGCUCUGCAGAUGCUUCCGCCACCUUUGCUGCCAACGGCUACAGUAAUCCCAUCGGCUACAGUAUCCCCGACUAUUGAGCCCAGCUUGCAACUAGCUCAGCCAAGAAAAAGAAGCCUUGGAGAUUGGACGGAUCACCUUCCUCCAAAACGCUUCCAAGCUACAACUCUGCCAUAUCUCAACGCUUCUGCUUCCUUCCAAAUCCAACAGUACAAUCAAUCCGUUGAAAAUAAUUAUCCUAAUUAUACAGCAGCCACUAAUUAUGUACACCGCCCACCGCCACCGUUUUAA